UCGGUUACCAAGGAAAUAAGACGUGAAGACCAGCGCACAUUACUCGGUCAACAGAAAGAUACGUGUUGACUUAUGAUUACGUUUGAGCGGAGCUAUCGGACGCAUGGCAGAGCUACAUAUCAUCGGUCAAAUCGUCGGUGCGAGCGGCUUUCCCCAGAGCAGUUUGUUUUGCAAGUGGGGCAUUCACACGGGAGGGGCAUGGCGGCUUCUCUCUGGCCUGAAGGAGGGUCAAACUCAGGUGGAUCUCCCGCAGACGGGUGAUAUGGCCUACUGGAGCCAUCCGAUUGAUCUUCACUACACCACUAAAGGACUGCAAGGCUGGCCAAAGCUUCACCUGCAGGUGUGGCACCAGGACUCAUUCGGACGCUGCCAGUUGUAUGGCUACGGGUACUGCCACGUCCCUUCGAGCCCCGGACAACACACCGUACGUUGUGCGACCUGGAGACCCCUGGGCUCUUGGCAAGAACAGUUAGCGCAGAUGUUCGUCGGCGGUGGGCCACAGUUGCGCUCCCCGGAUCUGAUUUACAGCGGAGCGGACAGAUACAGGCUUCAGACCGAGGCGAUGGGCACCGUGGAGCUGGAGCUCGGUAUUAUCAUGAGGCACUUUGACAAGCAUGGCGUCGAGUGUUAACAGUGGGACAGGACAGUCGUGUUGAGCUGAACACGAAGGGAAAGACUGAUGGGAUUGGAGACGACAAUCUAACAUUGUUAGAUAUUACACUGUAGUUCUAUAGGUAUAUUGUAUCACGGAUUUGUUUUUAUGUGUGAUGUGCUUGAGCUUCACCUGAAUAAAAGCAAACACUCUCAAGACGACUUUAUUUUUUGGAAUUUUGUAAUGAACAAAGUGAAGAUGUUUGUGGGGACUUACAGUUAAAGAUGUGUGUAUUAAACUAGCAAGGAAAGUACCUUGAGUGUAUAGAAUAAUUACUUUGUAGAUGAUACAACAAUUAUUUCAGAAAAGCUUAUACCUACAGAGGAUGAACUGUUACCCUAUUGUAUAGUAAAAUAUAUUUACUGCUUGAGUGGCCAAACUCGCUACCAAUACAUUCAUUCAAAAGGUAACUUUUGGAUAUA
Molecule: messenger RNA, 1074 nt
Organism: Gadus chalcogrammus (walleye pollock)
Lineage: Eukaryota; Metazoa; Chordata; Actinopteri; Gadiformes; Gadidae
Gene: b9d2
Product: B9 domain containing 2
Exons: 1
Coding region: 104-631 (175 amino acids)
Biological process (GO): cilium assembly
Cellular component (GO): MKS complex
Source: RefSeq, a predicted model, not a curated record